This is a messenger RNA of Exaiptasia diaphana, 891 nucleotides long. RefSeq names its product 60S ribosomal protein L8. Gene Ontology annotation, cellular component: ribosome; cytosolic large ribosomal subunit. Bases 69 to 845 code for a protein of 258 amino acids. Gene Ontology annotation, molecular function: structural constituent of ribosome; RNA binding. The transcript has 4 exons. The record is from RefSeq and is a predicted model, not a curated record. Lineage: Eukaryota; Metazoa; Cnidaria; Anthozoa; Actiniaria; Aiptasiidae. Gene Ontology annotation, biological process: cytoplasmic translation.
ACCGAGGGCUCCUGGUACUGAGAGUUCUCCCGUUCUCCCUCUUCGUCAACCGUGGCCAUAUUGUAAAUAUGGGACGUGUAAUCCGUGGCCAGCGUAAAGGUGCUGGCAGCAUUUUCACAUCACACACUAAACACAGAAAAGGAGCAGCAAAUCUAAGAGUACAGGACUAUGCAGAACGUCAUGGUUAUAUCAAAGGUGUUGUGAAAGAGAUUAUCCACGACCCUGGACGUGGUGCUCCUUUGGCUGUUGUUGUGUUCCGAGAUCCCUACAGGUAUAAGCUACGUAAGGAACUGUUUGUAGCUACUGAAGGAAUGUACACUGGACAGUUUAUCUAUUGUGGAAAGAAAGCUACUCUCCAGAUUGGUAACUGCCUUCCUAUUGGCUGCAUGCCAGAAGGAACCAUUAUCAGUUGUGUUGAAGAGAAGACUGGUGACAGGGGCAGGAUAGCACGCACAUCAGGAAAUUAUGCAACUGUYAUCUCACACAAUCCCGAUACAAAGCGCUCGCGUAUCAAGCUUCCAUCAGGGGUAAAAAAAGUUGUUCCAUCUGUAAAUCGUGCUUUGGUUGGUAUUGUGGCUGGUGGUGGUAGAAUUGAGAAACCAAUGCUUAAAGCAGGUCGUGCAUAUCACAAAUACAAGGCCAAGAGAAACUGUUGGCCGCGUGUGCGUGGUGUUGCUAUGAACCCUGUGGAACAUCCACACGGUGGUGGUAACCAUCAACAUAUUGGUAUGCCUUCUACUGUACGACGAGACACAUCAGCAGGUCGUAAAGUGGGUCUUAUUGCUGCCAGACGUACUGGUAUCAUUAGAGGAGGAAAGAAAAACCUCAAGGAAGAAAAAGAAUAAAUCCUUCAAUGUUUACAAAUGUCCAAUAAAAUGUGUUGAUGCAGUA